Micromonas commoda is the source of this 2568-nucleotide messenger RNA. RefSeq names its product BRCT like protein. The coding region runs from base 1 to 2568 and encodes 855 amino acids. The record is from RefSeq and is a predicted model, not a curated record. Lineage: Eukaryota; Viridiplantae; Chlorophyta; Mamiellophyceae; Mamiellales; Mamiellaceae. Gene Ontology annotation, biological process: error-prone translesion synthesis; error-free translesion synthesis. The transcript has a single exon. Gene Ontology annotation, cellular component: nucleus. Gene Ontology annotation, molecular function: DNA-directed DNA polymerase activity; deoxycytidyl transferase activity.
AUGAGAACGCGUCGAUCGUCCCGCGGGGAACUCUCCCCACCCGGCCCCGACCCGCCCCAUCUCGGUCCGACGGUCGACGAUCGCGCGGGUGCCCAGCGACGACACAUUGAAUCACGUGAGUCGGGAACGCCCCCCGCCCCCGACACCAUCGGGGACGUAGCGCCGUCCGAACCCGCGCGCUCCGUCGCGCAGGCGCUGACGUGCCGCCCCGAGGAUGUCCGUAAGCCCUCGCGGCGUCCUCGCGGGGUCCACGCGGGGGGCAAACCCGGCGGCGGGGACCCGAGCACCAGGCACCACGACGGGAUGCAUCGCAACUACAUGGCGUACAAGAUCGAGAAGCUCGGGGAGCAGAACGACGUCGCCUCGACCGGGCAAACCGGGGUCUUCGCCGGGGUCUCGGUCUACGUCAACGGCCUCACCGACCCGCCGUGGAUGGACAUCAAGGAGAUCAUGCUCGCCAACGGGGGCAAGUUCGCCAACUACUACUCCAGGAGCACCGUCACGCACGUCGUGUGUCGGCGAUUGACGAACGCGAAGCUCGACGCGCUCGCGCGAUCGGACCGCGACCAUCCCCCCGUCGUGACCCCGGCGUGGGUCACGGAAUCGCUCGCGGCGGGGCGGCUCCUGCCGUGCGCGGAGUUCGCGCUGGAGGGGACGCUGGAGCCCGGCGUGCGGAGGAUGACGAGCGUCCUGCCGCGGGCAGCAAAGGAAAAGGAAAAGGAAAAGCCGCCGCCGACUGACCCGGAGACGGAGACCGACGGUGACGAGACCGAGGAAGACGCCGACGACGACGUCCUGCCCACCCAGGACGACGUCGACGCCGACGACGACGCCCCCGCCGAGCCGGAUCCGCGGACGCCCCGAGAAGCUGAAAGUUUGGCUCUAAGUUUGCCCGACGCGGGGAUUGAUCCCGGGACGUUUGACGCGGUGCGCGUCGUCUUUACCGCCGCCGCGGAGCACCUCGCGAACGGUUCGCUCGCGGGGGCGAGGGCGGCGUCCGCGGCGGCGUACGGCGCGCUCGCGGCGGCGGUGGACCCCCCUCGGAUCGUGCCCGUCGGCGCGGGGGAGGCGUUGGUGUCGGUCGGCGGCGGCGGCGGCGGGGGGGGCGGCGACGUUCGGUCGGAGGCGGCGGCGGUGGCGGCGGCUCUGGCCGCCGCGGGGGUACCGGCGACGGCGGCGCCGGUGAAGGUGCCGGACGUGCCCCGCGGCGGGACCGUGCCGGUGGUGCUCGCCGCGGUAAACUCGAGACGCGGUGACCCGGAGGUUGCCGGUUCAAAUCCCGGGGGUGGCGUCUUGAAGUCGGCGAUGAAGACGCCGGCGGCGCGACGGGGGGACGGCGACAACGACCGGGGUCGAAGCGUCAGGUGGUCGAGCCGCGUCGCAGAGGACAUCGCCGGCGACGACGGUAAAGACGACGACGCGGUAACCCGGAGGUCCCCGGUUCGAACUUCGGGGGAGGCGACGUCGAGGGAUGGACCUGACGUCGUUCACCGUCCCUCCCCGCGGUGGAUGACGAACCGGGUGUCUCCCCUUUCGGGGACGUCGAUGCCACCGCCGCCGCCGCGCCGAUCCUCUUUCUUCGCCGACGCGGCGAACCCGUCGAUGGACCGCAUCGAUCCCGCGUUGCUGGCCGCGAUGCCCCCCGAGGUUCGCGCCGAGCUGAUGCACGGCACGGGAGGAGGAUCGGGUCGAGCCGGGUCGCGGGGCGGGGGACCGAACCAGCCGAGCCUGCGCCGGUUCAUGGCGCCGGCUUCUUCAGGGGAGUCUCUCGGCGCGGGCGGGGGCGGGGCGGGCGGCGGGGGAUCGGGCGGUGGAUCGGCGGGAGUGGGCGUGACGAAGCGAGGGUGGGACGCGUUCGGGAGCAUACUCGGCAUGCGCCGCGGAGCCGCCUCCGUGCCGAACGACGGGAAGAGGGCCAGGCCGUCGGAGCCCGUGGAGCCCGUGGAGCCCGUCGCCGACGCCGAAGCCGCGUUCGGAUCUAACCUGCCGGAGUCGUACUCGCAGAUCGACGGAUCGUUCCUGGAGGCCAUCGGCGAGGAGGAACGCGCCAGGCUCAGGGAGCACUACCGAGCCGUCGCGGAAAACCGGCGCGCCUUGUUGAACGCGGAUGCGCCCGAAGGAAGGAUCGAGCUCGAGGGACACGAUGCGGGGGAAGAAGAAGAAGCCGACGACGGCGCCACGGGCGAAGACGUUGUCGUCGCGCUCGUCGCCGACGCCGACGUGGACGCCUUCCGCGCGGCGCUCGCGGCGUGCGUCGAGGGCGGUGACUCACCGGGCGGUGACUCACCGGGCGCCGCCGCCGUCGACGUAGAUACUGAAUCGACAUCGCUUCGAUCGUCGGACAUCGUGGACGUCGCCGGGGAUAUUCUCGCGGCGCAGUGCGAGGCGCAGUGCGAGGCGCACCACCUGGAGUCGGCGGUUCGGUUGAUGCGUUGCGGCAAGGCGAUGGCGGAGAGGCGCGGCCCGGGGUCGGCGUGGGCGGCGGCGUUUGAGCGGGCGAGGGUUCGGGUAGCGGAGGCGGUGAGGAGGGAGUACGACGGCGCGGAGCUCUUCUUGGGGGGAUCGUGA